GACAGCAUUGUUGAGGAAAAGCAGAGAGAGACAGGGAAAGGGCCACAGCCUUUUCUUCCUCCCAGUUCACUCUGAUCAUUGUGCUACUUAGAGAGACCGUGCGUGUGUGUGUAUCUGUGUAUCUGUAGACUGAAGGGUUAGUGCAGGAUGUCAUUUGGUGCCUGACAGUGGAGCAGUGCAGUUGACUCUUUGCUCUGCUAUCCAAUGACAUCCAGUGGCUGAGAGUUUGAAGCUGAUGGUUGGGUCUCCUUAGUGCUGCAUGCACACCUGACAGGCAGCUGUUAAACUGAGCAAAGGCGAGCUUGGGGAGUCACAAUCUAUGCAUAAAUGAUAGGGGUAUCUGUGCCGAAGUCAGAAGAGGCAGAAGUGGAUGUGAGAGACAGAGACACACAGAGACACAGAGAGCGAAAGAGGGCAAGAGACUUGACUUUAAGAGACUCCUGCACUGACAACUCCAUGCAGUUCGGCACAAGAACGGCAGCGACCGACUCUGGUUUCAUGGGGACAUGGCAGAACACUGACACCAACCUCCUGUUCAGAAUGUCCCAACAGGCCAUCCGCUGUACACUGGUAAAUUGCACGUGUGAAUGUUUUCAGCCAGGAAAGAUUAACCUGAGAACCUGUGAUCAGUGUAAACAUGGCUGGGUGGCACAUGCCUUGGACAAGCUUAGUACUCAGCACCUCUACCACCCAACCCAAGUGGAGAUCGUGCAGUCCAACGUCGUGUUUGACAUCAGCAGCCUGAUGCUCUACGGGACCCAGGCCGUGCCCGUGAGACUGAAGAUACUACUUGACCGACUUUUCAGCGUGCUGAAGCAGGAAGAGGUGUUGCAUAUCCUACACGGCUUAGGCUGGACUCUGCGGGACUACGUUCGGGGCUACAUCCUUCAGGAUGCUGCAGGCAAGGUGCUGGACCGCUGGGCCAUCAUGUCCAGGGAAGAAGAGAUCAUUACCCUUCAGCAGUUUCUGAGAUUUGGAGAAACCAAAUCCAUUGUGGAGCUGAUGGCAAUUCAAGAGAAAGAAGGGCAGGCUGUGGCUGUGCCAUCUUCAAAGACAGAUUCAGAUAUAAGGACUUUUAUUGAAAGCAAUAAUCGCACCAGGAGCCCAAGUCUCCUUGCUCACCUGGAGAAUAGCAACCCUUCCAGCAUUCAUCACUUUGAAAACAUCCCGAAUAGCCUUGCAUUCCUACUUCCAUUCCAGUACAUAAAUCCAGUCUCUGCUCCACUGCUGGGGCUGCCUCCAAAUGGCCUCCUGCUGGAACAGCCAGCAAUGAGGCUGCGUGAACCAAGCCUUACAACCCAAAAUGAAUAUAAUGAGAGCAGUGAGUCUGAAGUUUCCCCUACACCCUUCAAGAAUGAGCAGACAUCCAGCAGGAAUGCUUUGACCAGCAUCACAAAUGUCGAGCCCAAAACUGAGCCAGCCUGCGUCUCUCCUGUUCAGACAUCUACGCCUGUCAAUGAUUUAUCCAAAACAGAGCACACAAAAAGCUCGUUCCGCAUUCACAGAAUGAGGAGAAUGGGAUCUGCCUCAAGGAAGGGAAGAGUGUUUUGCAAUGCAUGUGGUAAAACUUUCUAUGACAAAGGUACUCUCAAAAUCCACUACAAUGCCGUUCACCUGAAAAUCAAGCACCGGUGCACUAUUGAAGGCUGCAACAUGGUCUUCAGCUCUCUCAGAAGUCGCAAUCGUCACAGUGCAAACCCCAACCCUCGCCUCCACAUGCCCAUGUUAAGGAAUAACCGAGACAAAGAUCUAAUUCGCGCUACAUCCGGUGCUGCCACUCCUGUCAUAGCAAGUACAAAAUCCAGUCUAACUUUAACAAGCCCUGGGCGUCCACCGAUGGGAUUUACCACUCCCCCUCUGGACCCUGUACUACAGAACCCUCUUCCUAGUCAACUGGUGUUUCCAGCUUUAAAGACUGUCCAACCUGUUCCUCCUUUUUACAGAAAUUUACUUACUCCUGGGGAGAUGGUGAGUCCUCCGACAUCCCUCCCCACCAGUCCCAUAAUACCAGCAGUGAGCAGCAUGGAGCAGCAUCCCCCUCCUCCUUCGGAGUCAUCUGUACCUUCAGUGCUGAUGCCCAACCCGGAGCCUAAUGCUGACCUUGCCCCCAAGAAGAAGCCAAGGAAGUCGAGCAUGCCAGUUAAAAUAGAAAAGGAAGUUAUUGAUACCGCUGAUGAGUUUGAUGAUGAAGAUGAGGAGGUGAAUGAUAGCAGCACAAUGGUGAAUGAUAUUGGUCAUGACAAUCACUGCCAUUCUCAGGAGGAAAUGAGCCCAGGCCUGUCAGUGAAAGACUUUUCCAAAAGUGACAGAAGCAGAUGCAUUUCCAGACCAGAGAUAAGAAGGGCAGACAGCAUGACUUCAGAAGACCAGGAGCAUGAGAGAGACUAUGAAAAUGAGUCGGAGUCCUCAGAGCCCAAAUUGUGUGAGGAGUCCAUGGAAGGUGAUGAUCGCCUGCACGAACCUGGUGAGAAAUCCAUGAUGCAUGGUGACAGGCCAGAUGAAAACCACAAUGACUCUUCUAACCAGGAUGUCAUUAAGGUGAAGGAAGAGUAUACAGACCCUACGUACGAUAUGUUUUACAUGAGCCAGUAUGGACUGUACAAUGGAGGCAGUGCCAGUAUGGCUGCCCUUCAUGAAAGUUUCGCUUCCACAUUCAACUACAGCAGCCCUCAGAAGUUCUCCCCAGAAGGCGAGCUCUGCUCAAGCCCAGACCCCAAGAUCUGCUACGUGUGCAAGAAGAGUUUCAAGAGUUCCUACAGUGUGAAGCUUCACUACAGAAACGUUCAUUUAAAAGAGAUGCAUGUCUGUACAGUGGCUGGCUGUAAUGCUGCCUUCCCAUCACGGAGAAGCAGAGACAGACACAGUGCUAACAUAAACCUGCACCGUAAACUGUUGACCAAAGAACUGGAUGACAUGGGCCUGGACUCCUCACAGCCUUCUCUUAGCAAAGACCUCCGUGACGAAUUUUUGGUGAAGAUCUACGGCGCUCAGCAUCAGAUGGGGCUCGACAUCCGGGAAGACACCUCCUCGCCUGCUGGUACCGAGGAUUCCCACAUGAAUGGGUACGGCAGGGGCAUGUCGGAGGACUACAUGGUCCUGGACCUGAGCACCACCUCCAGCAUCCAGUCCAGCAGCAGUAUCCAUUCCUCCAGAGAAUCUGAUGCAGGCAGCGAUGAGGGCAUUCUCCUGGACGACGUCGAUGGGGCAAGUGACAGCGGGGAAUCUGCCCACAAAGCAGAUGCCCCUGCCUUAGCUGUAGGUAUGGGCGCCGAUGUCCCCGGAUCCCUCAUGUUCAACAGUGUUUCGGUGAGCAACGGUGGGAUAAUGUGUAACAUUUGCCACAAAAUGUACAGCAACAAGGGGACCCUCAGAGUGCACUAUAAAACAGUGCACUUACGAGAAAUGCACAAAUGCAAAGUCCCCGGGUGCAACAUGAUGUUCUCCUCUGUCCGCAGCCGAAACCGGCACAGUCAGAACCCUAACUUGCAUAAAAACAUUCCCUUCACUUCCGUAGAUUAGUUAAGGAUGGACACGGCAUAAUGCCAGCUCUCACAGAGGGCCUACCACAUUUGAACUGCCAUAUACAGUCUCUCUUGAUAUAUAUAUAUAUAUAUAUAAAUAUACAUAUAUAUAUAAUCUUUUUUUUUCUUUUUUAACAAAAGAAAGAAACACCAGGUGCUUUUUUUCCCUUUGUUGGUUGUUGGAUUUUUUUUUUGUUUUCUGGGGAUAAAAACAAAAAAGUGGGAUCUUAAAUCUGGGGUGAAAUACCCUUCAUGAAAAAAAGCAAGCAAAAACAAAAACCAGACCCACAGAAAACUUGCAAUUGUCCCUAGUUCUGUUAUAAAGUUCUUGGUCAUCUCCAAAGAGACAAUUUGUCCUACCCAUGACUAUUGCCUGAAAAAAAAAAAAAAAAAAAAAAAAAAGCAACAAAAAAAGCAAAGAAACAAAAAGAAAAAAAAUUAUCUACUUAGUUGUCUUUGUGUCUUUAAAGAUUGGGGAUAACCUAAGAUUGGGGAUAAUGUUCUACUAAGAUGGGGAUAACGUUCUACUAAGAUGGGGAUAACGUUCUACUAAGAUGGGGAUAAUGUUCUACUAAGCAUGGCUGUUACACUUGUAUAUAUAUAUUGAGCCUUGACGGGCCUAUGAUGUAAAACAAUUGUAUUGAUUGUGGUUUAACUCUUAUUUUUUUGCUUAAUUUUUACAGUUACAUUCAGCUGUUAGGUAAGCAGGAAAAAUAGUUCGCUGGCUAGUUCUACUCAUUUAUGUUAGCUUUAAUGCACAUUUUUAAAAGAACCACGGUCUUGUUUUAACUACCUGCUAGAUAUAAGUAAUACAGAGGUGCUGGCAUGCUUUACAGUACCUAGUCUGAUACAGUUUUUUUGUCUUGUACUAUUACAUAAAUCCAGUCAUGCACUUUUUCGUACACUACAAGGGGAUGUGUAAUAAUAUCCAUGCUUUUUUUUCCUUAAACUAUUGCCAUAUUUUCAGUAAGUGUCUUUAAAAAAAUACACUUAGAUAAAAGUGGUCUGGUCAGUAUGAGGGCAUGAAUGCCAAACAAAGAGUAUUAGUGUUUAGUGUUAAUACAAAAGUGCCAACUUUGCACACGUUUUGAAAAAAGAAAAUGUACUUACUUAUUCACCAUAACCACAGUUGGAGUUUUUGGACUAUGGAAAAAAACACCGGGGGUGGGAGAAGGGGUAAAGUGAAAUACAGAAUUCUUGGUGCUUUUCUCAAGUGCCAAUUAUUAUUAGAAACAAUAGUGCAUCCUUAUUCCUUAUAUGCUACAUUACAUAGAAGAAAAAGACAGAAUUGUGUCAUCUGAAUCAGUGGAAACUUUUCUUUGGUUGAACAUGGGUAAUAUUUGGGGAUAGAGAUGCCGAUACUACUUGUCACAGAACAAAGAUGGAUAUAAUUUUGCGUGCUCCUUACUAUGGCCUGGAAAGAUGGAUAUAAUUUUGCGUGCUCCUUACUAUGGCCUGGAUUUUUGCGGUGUUUAAAAAAAAGGAACAGGGAAAUAAUGUUAAUAACUCUGUUGUUCUGUAAAGUUGUCUUAUUUGCAAUGGAAAGUGCUGUAGUAUGAUUAAGGCACGUUUUAUAGAAGCAAUCAAAAAAAAAUUAAUGGCAGAAGCACUUAGAAGCUCUGAAAACAUAUGCUGGACUUUUUAUUGGGUAACUUUCCCUUUGGUUAAAUUAGAGGCCAGAAUAAGGAUCUCUAGUUUUAUUAAUGUUUUGUGUUUCACCCACAUGGUUUGUCAGAAAAGAACGAAAGUUUGAGAGAGAGAGAGAGAGAGAGAACGAGUAUGAGCGGGAGAGGGAGAGGGAGAAGGAGCAAGCAAUUGAGAAAGAGAGAAAGAGAGGCUGUCUGAAUCUUUUUUGUUUCCGGUGUUUACACAUGUUGCUUGAGCUGGUAAACCACACUGGCAGCCUAAGUUACCACAACAUACUGACUGAAUGAUGAUAUUUACUUAAGUUCAGCCUACAGCCAAAACCAUUAGGGUGUGUGUUGUAGACUUUUUUUCCGUAAAAAAAAAAAAAAAGAAAGAAAGAAAAAAGAAAAAAAAAGGGAUAUUUCAGCAUACAAUACAAUACUCGUUCAGUGAGAAUGUGUUCCUUUUCUGUAUGUACUGACCCAGAACAUUUUUUUUUAGUCAAGAGUCAGAAAUGCUCCUUUGUUUCAGCUUCUCAUUGUUUUAUUUGUUGUGCAUUUUGAUCAUUUUUACCUUUAUGUUCACUUGAGUAGUUAUUCCUGUUACAUUUUCUAGAGGAAGCUGUUUAUAUAGAUUUCCUCUUUUUUGGAUUUAUUAUGCAUUUCAGUAUUUUUUUCUCCAAAAUUAGGAAUCAAUAGCUAAUAAACCAGUAUUUCCAGUUGUAGAAAAUAAGAGAAAAAAAAAUCUUAAGAAAUUCUCACUAUGCUCCCAUAGGGUACAAGCUUCUGAUCACUUUUUUGACUUUUGACACUGAUGAAGUCGUUUGUUGAUCCUACAGAAACUACAAGGAAAACUUACCUCCUGGUUCAAUAGAAAGAAAGUUUAUAGCAAAAAGCUAAGCAGUUUCGCUGUAUUUUUUUCUUUCAUCUUUUUUAUUUUUCCUCAAAGUCUCAACUAGUUUGCCUUGUUAAAUUGAGUGGAGAGAUCUGCUUUGCUUUGUUUUAUGCUGUGCGUUUGUGAGAGAGGGAAAUUAGAACAGUAAAGGUGCAUUCUUCUAAAACACAUGGACCUUUGUAGUGUGAUCUGUACGGCACUCCUGUCCCCCUCCCAAGCUAUUAGGAACCAAGCAAGAUGGAAAGUAUAAAAAACAAAACAACAGUAACUGAAUGAUACCUACAGAAAAAAACACUGUUUUGAAGUAUGUAUGGUAUAAAUAAAUAUCUUUUUUAAUGAAAAACACAUUUGAGGUAUAUAAAUAAUUCUUCACUGAAUGAAUCACUGUUCUGCAUUCUCAUUUUACUCUGUUUCAGUUAAAGGUCAAAUGGUUUUGGUAAACUUGUUUGGAAACUUAAACAUCAUCAGCAGAUAAAUUCAGCAGAUGAAUUACAUAGAAAAAAAUCUGUUUAUUACACAAAAUGAAACAGGACAUUAUAAAAAGUAAAGGAGCAGGGACAAACCUCAAAAAAACUGUUAGAAGCUCUGCAGUCCUACUUUUAUGGAAUCCUGAGCUUCAUUCAGAUUGUGCUUAAGCCCUGUAGGAAAUACCCUAAAAAGCAAGAAAAGUUUAUCGUGGACAGAUUAUUGCUCAUUCCUAUUUGUAGGCAAAUCACCUGGUGUCUUCAGUGCUCGUGAUAUUAAUGUCAGAAUAUUCUGGUUUUAGGAUUACGCAUAAAGUUUCAUCGAAUUGAAUGGUGUCUCCCACCUUCAUACUUACCAUACUUCUCUCUGAGAGUCUGUAUUUAUCAGAAUUGUUUCUGUGAUGGGAUUUGUAUCACUUGAAAGUUUCUGAAAAAUCUCAAAAGAGUGUUAUAUUGAAGAAGUUUGGCUUUAAUGACAAAAAGUAACACAAUAGCCAGCAUCUCUCAGUGAUCCCAGCAGUGACCAGAAUGCAGUAAGCAGAAAGACUAAGUCUUUCAUCUGUGCAGUGCAGGGCACGGCUGCAAGGUUGUGGUGACAAGAGAAAUGUUCUGCAAUUGCUUGUGCUGUCAUAAUCCUAUGGCUAGCCCUCCGUUUCCAAGCCUGCCAAUCUAUACCCUUUUACAAGAGUUAGACUGACUUGGGGGGAGAGAAGAGGAGGCAUGCAGAGACUCUUCAUUUCUCAUGGUGUUUGCUUCUCUGGAUUUGGUUCCUAUAGGUGUAGUGGACAGACUCUCUAGGUCCUUUUACCAUUUUGUUCAUUCAGAAUAGAUGCAUUUUUCUGUAGAUAUCAAACAGGCUUUGUCCACAUUGCAUCGUGCAUCUGCUUUAGAAACAGAAUUACUUGGCUGGAGGUUGGUUGGCUUUUUUCUUUGUUUUGGAGAUUUUCUUUUUUUCAGGAAAGUGUGUGAUGUCAAUUAAACACUAGGUUUCUUUUGAAAACCUGUACUUAACAAUUUGGAAGGAAAACAGCAAAAUCAAAGCACGAGUGUGGGAACCAUGAACUGAGCUUUAAUAUCACUGGUGGCCCCUUCUCACUGCUUAGUCUUGGACAGAUCACAUCACCUAUUCAUGUUCUGCAUCUGUUAAAAAAUGGCUGUGAUCAUACCCCAUAAGGGUGCUGCUGUGAGGACUAAUUAGGUGGUCUUUGUAAAGAGCUUAUUUAAGGCAUAAGUAUUCCUGCAUACCUUAUGAUAUUUAGUCCAUUUUUAGCUCAACCAGAUAGAUAUUGUACUGGCUGAAAUGUUAACUUUGUCUCUAGCUGCACCUUCACAGAAGAGUUUCAUAAUGCAAAAGUCAUCCAGCCCUUAAACUGUAACUGGCACCACAGUGACACUGUAGUAUUGCACACAAAGUAUAAGCAUUCAGUCACUGAGUCACAACUGAAUUUGAUAAAAUGUGGAAGGUUCAGAUUAAAAAGCCUAUUAACACUCACACUUUUCUCUCAAUGGCUUUUCAUGACUCAGCUCAUAAAAUGUCCGUUUCCCAGGGAUCUGUGGAUAUGUUACACAGCAAAAAUUGUGUACCGCGUUUGCUGUGAGUAAACUUCGGUGCAUUUUCUUUCCCUUCCUCCCUCUCUCCGUCCCUUUUUCUGUUUUUCUUCCUUCCUUCCUUCUUUCUUUCUUUCUUUUUCUGUCUCUUUCUGUCUUUCUCUCCCUCCUUCCCUCUUUCUCUCUCUCUUUCAAAUGAAAGUAUACCUUCUCUGCCUAUUCCGGAAGUUCAUAAGCUUUCCUUCAAUUAUGCCCUUCCCAUUCCAUCCCCCAAAAAGGAGCUGUUUAGGAAAAAGAGUCAAGUCAGGUUCUAAAUAGUAAAAUAGCUGCCUGGGGAGGUCAGCAUCUCCACUGAUGGGAUCCGGUACCGCUCGCAGGAAGAGGGGCUGCAGGAUUCUGCCUGAGUUUUUCCUGAGUUUUAGUCUUCUCACUUAAUUAACACAGUUAAGGAUCUAGCAUAGCUAAUUAUAUGGGCUAGGAAUGUGCCGAAGCAACAAGACAAAGAGCUGUGUGAGUGUCUGUAACAGGGAAAUGUCAGAAACAUAAUGAAUCAGGGUUUGAUCUGUUCCAAAGAUAGGAACCAUUUACAGGACCAGAGAUUUAGUUCCAAAAGUUUCUCCUUCAAUAAGCUUGGUAUUUUGUAAUCGAAGUACUUGUAUUGGACCCAUUUUUCACAAGAUCAUUUGGGAUGUCAGCUAACACGAGGAUACAGAACAUCUUUUCAGAAGUACAUUUGUACUCAAAUUCUGCAGGACGCUUUCAAGGCAUUAUUGGAAGAAAGGAGGGAAAGUGUUUGAUCUAGAAGCACACACAUGCUCCUCUAAAUUUUAAGUGCUAGUUACAUGAAUGGAAAUGUUACUCCUUCUUCUCUCCCAAGAAUGUUCUUGUCACUUUUCUCUUUGCAUUGUAUUAAUAGAAUUACUCUCUAUUAUUUAAAAAAAAAAAAAAAAAAAAAAAGAAGAAGAAGAAGAAGAAGGAAAGGUGUCUGUAGUAAGGGCGAGGUGGCAGCUGAAUUCCCUGUGGGGAAAAGGUGAGUGGCAGACACAUGAUGGCAGCUGGUACAUGUCAGUUCCUUUUUAUUUUUUUUCCUUAUGUCACUACUUUGCUGCUAUAGUAACUCAACAAAACAGUGACUCUAGUGCUACUUUGCUAGAUAAGCAUCAGCAUAUCCUGCUGUUGCCACAUGAUGAGCUGGGCUUUUUUUCCCCUCUCAUAGGGACAUAAAAGGAACUCUUUUCCAUACCCAUUUUUUCUUUAUGAACAGAGCAGCAUCAUAUGAUGGCCUAAACCUUUCACCUACAUGUUUGCCCAAGUACAUGUCUGUUCCAGUCCCAUGGUUUCUGUCUCUUCUUGCCAAACAGCAUUAUCACUGCCUUUAAAAUGGCCCAUAACAGAGUGAAGCAGCAACUUUUUUAUAUGAGUAAUGUUAUCCUGAGUCUGUAGUUAACUAGCCUUGAUGUGGCUUGUUUUCCCCGGUCAAGCCAUGGUCUUGAAUGAUAGCUUUGAUUUUCUAAUCAAGAUAUUUGUCAAAUAUAUCCCAAUACUGAUGCUGUUGUGUUUGGCAUUAGCACUGAAAGAAAAACACAUUUCUUGUCCACCGAGGAGUUAAAAAAGGACAAAUUUUUGACCAGUCCUCUGACUUUAACCAGUAUUAUUGUUCAUUAUGAUGACACUGUAUUUUUUUAAGUAGCAGCUGUAGUUGUCAUAAAACUGUUUUCCCAUUCCUCUCCUUUAAAGUGUGGUGUUGUAAAUUCAUGUGACCUUUACUGCAAAGAAUAAAUAUUUCUUUUUUUAUAUAUAUAAGAUCUCAAGACAAGGCUUGGUUUGUAACAAAUAGUGGCCCAUUACAAAGCAGGAAAAGGAAAAAAAACCCUGAGCUGAGCAGCAAGAAGCUUCAGUUCAAUUUCACCUCAUAUCUUUCUAAUAACUUACUUGUCACUUUAUUACCUUCCAGUAAUGUGAACGCUGCUGACAAGACUGUCACACUAACAGCAGACAACACCCUCUCUUCCUUAGCCCCAGCUCUCCUGGCUACUUAUUGCACUGGCCCUGAAGGGACACAAACUAAUAGUGUGCUUUCAAGUUCAGCACUUGGCCAUCAAAUAUAAAAGGAUGCGUAAUUGCCUGUUUAUCCCCUGUGAAGGGGAAAUUGAGUAUAAGAACCAGGCUUUCCCUCCCCGUUCCUUGGCACACGCACACACGCACACACACAUCUGCAGUGAGUGAAGGGAAGUCCCAUCUGGAGCGCUUCGAUUUGUCUUUGGGAAGCCCAAGGCUGCCACUGGCUGCUCUAUCGAGCUAUCAGGCAGACAGUAACAAGAUGGCUUCUUAACAAAAGGUCAGCUGAGAAAUGCUGUCUGCGACGGCGCUUUUGUCUGCUUAUGUAGCAACUAAUUGCUUCGUAUUGGCAUAAGCCAUACUGUGCCUGCUAGAAAUAGUCGUGCGCAUUUGCUGCCGGUCUCGCUGUGUAAGUGAGAGAGCAAGGAUGCGGCCUUCCCCUUCUCCUGGUCCAGCCCACCCUACGGCAAAUUUAAGAGCGCCACCGUCCUCGCGGGUUGCUGCGGGGAAUGCCAGUUCCAGGCAUCCUGCCUGCCUGCCUCGACGGGCGCAUCCCAUGCUGACCGAGGUCAGCGUGAGCCUCUGCAAAGCGUUAGGGAAAUGCAUUUGAGGUGCGAUCUGCAACCCCCAUAGGAGAAGGAAUUCUCUGUCUUCUGAUUUAUUUCUUAAUUAACGAGAGCACCGCCAAAAGUGCAGGCUCCAGAAGUGCUUCUCGAGUGAGGCAGUGAGGAAAGGCAGAGUUGGAAAGGCGCAGUGGCUCGGGAGAGGGUUCGGAGCUGCUCUGAGUGCAUGACGGCCAACAUACCUGCCUGCAACCCCUCCCCUCUCCUUUGUAGCACGUUUUGUAAUCAGAGCUGUCCGACUGACCGCUGAGUAGUUGUUGAAAAUUCAGGUAGCCGGAGAAAUAGCUUAAACGUACUCUCCUUGCAGGGUCAGUAGCAUUUCCAUGCUGAGAUCGUAACAUCAGAUCUCCUCUGUGCCCCAAAGCGCUGGUCGCUGUGGGCCGAACGGUGCUGUAGGCUAGUGCAAUGCCUAAAAAGACAAAGGCAGGUUUCAGACAAAGCCCAGGAGUGGUAGACUUAAACACAGCCAUUUUGGGGUUCAUUAUUUUUAUAUCCUUGGAUUGAUUCAUGGCGUUAGUGGGCUGCAGCUCCUAUCUGCUGGUUCUGGAUGCUAAUACUGUCUCCAGUGCUCCAUGGUAAUUUGAUAUUUGCUGCAACAGAGGCGAUGGUACUCACUAUAAAUAUGCUAAGGCCUUUUACCAGUCAGACAAAGGUCAUUGAUCUUUUUCCUCCUUUUCCUUCCAAGCGCAUUAGAAGCUAUAAGGGUGAAGCCAGCAGACAAUUUCCUGCGGCCAGGCGGCAGGAGGGAAUAGGUUAUUUGCGUCAGUGUAACGUGUAAGGCUGAGCCCGGUCUGUGCUCGCCCAUCAGCCCCCCGUGGAUGCGGUGCUAUCCGAAGCGGGAGCAGACUUUGGAGCCAGUCAGGCUGGCUGACCUGUGGUGACCAGCAUGGGCGGGCCUGGCAGCCCUUCUUUCUGUAGCGUUUUUGAAGCUGUUUGCGUAAACUGAGCACUUUCCGAUCAAAGAAACCAUCUGGGUCCUUUUCUUGUGUGCGUGUGUGUGUGUGUGUGUGUGUGUGUGCGUGCACAUACGUGUAUGUGCGCGUGUGUGAGAGACAGAGACAAGGAGAGGCAGACAUAUAACAGUGUUAGAACAAAGAGCCUUACAAUUAAGGUUAUAAAUGGGCAAAAUUAUAUCAUUCUCACUUACCUAUGUAUAUAUAUGUUUCUCCUUAUGCCCUUACUAGCAUGAGAAGCUCAAGUGGGCAAAUUUCUAAUGUGUAGAGAGGUUUAUUCAGAUGUUCUUCAGAUUUCACAUGCUGUUCCCUUCAAACCUUUUGAAAAAAUAUUUUAGGGAAAUGGGGGAAAGAAACAUCCAGAGCAAUUAUAUUUCUGGAGAAGAGAGGGCGAGACUAGCUAAGUGACGCAUAAAGAUUUUAUAAGGCAUGCGUUGUCAAACAAAAGGUUGAGAACGAUCAGAGGAUAAUGCACAGUUAGGAUGGCAAACUCAUCAAUAGUUAAUCACAACCUGUCCAUUUCUGUUAUGGAAUGCAAGAGACUGUGAACGGUGGCUCUGGGGAUAUAGUGGCACUCGUGCACGCAUGUGUCUGUGUCUGAGUGGGGGCGUGUUAUGCAAUCGCUGCGUAGGGCUCAAGACUUUGACGAGCAGUCAAUGUCCCCGUUUUCCCUGCUUCUUAAAUUUUUUGCAGUGGCGGGACAGGAGGCACCCCCCCCAGCUCAGCUGUGAAACGGUACUGUAGUUGUGUGAAUCGUGAUUCUAGGGGUAUUCUUCUUAGUCUACCUGAUGACUUUUGGGGUAAAUAGGGUCACUUGAGCUGUAUAAACUAAGGCUGAUUUGUUUAUUGUUUUUCAAAUAUAUUUUUCCAUUAUUAUUUUUUUUAAUCCUUGUACAAUCUUAAGUUUUUGCUUUGAUUUUUCCCAUUUUCUCCACCUACCCCCAUCCCUUUUCCUCUCAUUCCAAGACUUCUCUCAGAAAAAUAACACAUCCUCCUGAUGUUCUCCGUUUUGGAAAUUUUUAUGCAUUCCAUCUGUGAAAAUGGUCACCGUUUGUAAAGUGACAAGAUGAAUAAAAUGGCCACUGUUGUGUGUGUGUGUCUCAUUUAGCUAUUUAUGAAUAUGAAAUCCAGCAUGCUGCUUUUUCUUGUGCAAACUUUGGUUCCUAACGUCAUAUGGGGGCUGCUUCUCCCAUAAUAUGGCUUGUUUCUUGACGGGCAGCGUUCGUGUUCUCAGUUCAUGCCUCCUGCCUCUCCUCCAGCCUUUAUAGAAGUGCUCUGUGUUCCCAUGUGGUGUGUGUGCAACAGGUGUGCAAAUAAGUUGAUCCGAACCCUGAACACGUUAAGAUUUUUUCCCUGGCUGGAGCUCCAUACACUUUUACUUACCCACAAGCUGGUCACGGCAACCUGUUGGUAGCUAUGAGUAGCUCAUUGUAGGGGCUUACGCCCAUCGCCGGAUGGAUUUGGGGUUUCUUUGCUUUACUGAGGGCUCUGGCUCGCUGGCACGGUUGUUGUUUUAACAGCGUUGGCUGGGAAGGUCGCACGGGCCGAGCAGCACGGUAGUUGCCUGCGCAGCCGGCUGUUCUGCUUCCAGUUCCUGCGAGCUGGAAAGGUCCGAGUCUACUCGGGGGCUCGUGCACGGGUUUGAGCACGUAUAAACUGGACGGGAGCCCUCACGUGUUUGGGGGCCCAUGGCACCCUGACGACCGGCUCGGUCCGAGGCACAAAAUGCCUUUGCGGCCCCGCUGUUGGCGAGCACGGGAGGGUCUCGCCGCCCGGCUGCGAGCUCCCGUUUCUGCCCGGCGCCGUGUCGGCUGCCGCGGGGGGCUGCUGCCUCCAGCGCGGCAAACUGGCCGCCGUCUCGCAGCACGUAGCUCGUUCCCGCGGGCCGUGUCGGGAAGCGUUAGCGGGGCGCGUGCCCCGGCACGGGGAAGCGUGCAGUCGGGGCCGAUGGACAUUUUCUCAAAGGCCCUUCUCCAGGCUGCGUAGAUGAGGCUUUUUAUUUUCACUGUUUGUUCUCAGUGUGAGCAAAACGUGAAUGCUCUGCUGUCCUGCCUGCAGAACCAAAGCAUGCACUAUGGAAUAUAGCUGUACCAGGGGAUUGAAAAACUGCAUCAUGUUGACCUAAUAAUCGUGACAUUGGUAGCUUCAUAAAUACUGUAUGUACUCUAAACAAGUUUUUUCCAUUAGUAGUCUGAGGGAAUUAAAAAGUCUUGUUUUUAAUUUGACAUUUCUUUUCUUGUAUUUUUCUGUACUGUAACUGUCCUACAGUAUGUCUUUUGCAUAAAAUGCAUAAGGUUUUGGGGAUAUAAAUGGAGUUUUACUCAUACUUUGUCCAAAUACCUCUUGUAAUUUGUAUCAAAAUUCUUGUACAAUUUUUAUAUUAAAGAUUUAUCAGUCACUGA
Molecule: messenger RNA, 14089 nt
Organism: Dromaius novaehollandiae (emu)
Lineage: Eukaryota; Metazoa; Chordata; Aves; Casuariiformes; Dromaiidae
Gene: BNC2
Product: basonuclin zinc finger protein 2
Exons: 6
Coding region: 328-3519 (1063 amino acids)
Biological process (GO): regulation of DNA-templated transcription
Cellular component (GO): nucleus
Source: RefSeq, a predicted model, not a curated record